Messenger RNA from Capsicum annuum, 771 nucleotides. Its product is annotated as embryogenesis-associated protein EMB8-like. Gene Ontology annotation, molecular function: short-chain carboxylesterase activity; monoacylglycerol lipase activity. NCBI's taxonomy places the organism in Eukaryota, Viridiplantae, Streptophyta, Magnoliopsida, Solanales, Solanaceae. The record is from RefSeq and is a predicted model, not a curated record.
UCUGAUUGCCUAUACAAUCCUGGAUGGACGGAGGAUGUCCGUGAAAUCAUUGACCAUCUCCACACCCAAUACGCUCAAGCUCCUUUAUUUGCUGUUGGCACUAGCAUUGGUGCUAAUAUUCUGGUAAAAUAUCUCGGUUAGGAAGGAGUCAAUACUGCGAUUGUUGGGGCUGUUGCCAUCUGUUCUCCUUGGGACUUCUUGAUUGGUGACAGGUUUAUUAAGCGCAAGCUUGUGCAGAGACCCUAUGACAGAGCUUUAGGAAUUGGAUUAAAAAAUUAUGUCGAGCUGCAUCAGAGUAUUUUGCCUCGUCUGACAGAUUGGAAAAGCAUUUCUAAGAUAAAUUGUAUCAGAGAUUUUGACAAACAUGUUUCUUGUGUUCUUGCUAAUUAUGAGACUGUUGAUACGUAUUACAGGAAAGUUAGCUGUAGCAGCUAUGUAUUAAAUGUGAGGGUCCCCCUCCUCUGCAUUAGUGCCUUGGAUGAUCCAGUAUGUUCAAGGGAAACAAUUCCAUGGGAUGAAUGUCGGGCAAACAAAAAUGUUGUACUAGCUACUACACAGCAUGGGGGACACUUGGGACAUAUUGAAGGGAUGAUGGCAAAAAGCCUCUGGUGGGUCAGGGCCGCCGAUGAAUUCCUUUGUGUUUUGAACUCCAGCUCAUUGAUCUAUAGAGAAAAGAUACAAAAUACCACAGUACUAGACAGUCCCGCGAAAUCAAUUGAUCAGGCACCAUAUGUGAGUAUAAGAGAAGACGGUUUAGUGACUGCAUUUAGC